Molecule: messenger RNA, 1716 nt
Organism: Aspergillus sclerotioniger CBS 115572
Lineage: Eukaryota; Fungi; Ascomycota; Eurotiomycetes; Eurotiales; Aspergillaceae
Product: MDR family MFS transporter
Exons: 2
Coding region: 43-1716 (557 amino acids)
Biological process (GO): transmembrane transport
Molecular function (GO): transmembrane transporter activity
Source: RefSeq, a predicted model, not a curated record
ACCAACACUACCAACACCAAUCCCAACACAACACACCAAACCAUGGACGAAAUCUCACCCAUCGACCCUGAAAGCCCACCAGAUAACCAAAACACCACCCCUCCCGCAACAACAAUCACCCCCCUCCAGUUCGACCCACCACCCCCCCAACGCUCCACCCUCCGCACAACAAGCAUAAUCCUCAUUCUUUGCCUAACCCUCUUCAUCUCCGCCCUCGACCAAACCAUAAUCUCCACCACCAUCCCCACAAUCACCAAAUCCCUCAACUCCGCAGCAGGGUACACCUGGAUCGGCGCCUCCUACCUCCUCGCCAUCUGCGCCGCCAACCCCAUCUGGAUCCGAAUCAGCGACAUCUGGGGGCGAAAGCCCGCCCUCCUCUCCACAAUCGUCAUCUUCGCGAUUGGAAGUCUUCUCGCCGCGACCAGCAGGACAAUGGCGAUGUUGAUCGCCGGACGCGCAGUGCAGGGACUCUCAGGUGGGGGACUCAUGGCGCUGGUGAACAUCGUGAUCUCGGAUUUGUUUAGUAUGCGCCAUCGAGCACUGUAUAUUAGUGCUACCGCUUUGGUAUGGGUGUUGGCUGGGACCACGGGGCCGGUGAUUGGCGGGGCCUUGGCAGAGUUUGUGGGGUGGAGGUGGUGUUUUUGGAUAAAUUUGCCGGUUUGUGGGGUUGCGUUUAUCAUCGUGCUUUUAUUUUUGGACCUACACAACCCGCGUACGAAUCUCUCGGAGGGAUUGAAAGCGGUUGAUUGGUUGGGGGGUAUUUCCAUCCUUGCUGUCAUUCUGCUUCUUCUCCUAGGGUUGGAUUUCGGGGGUGUGAGUUUCGCUUGGUCUAGUGCGACGGUCAUAUGCAUGAUUGUUGUGGGGACGGUACUGAUAGGUAUGUUUUUGUUUGUGGAGAGAAAGGUGGCGCGGUAUCCGCUCAUGCAUCUCGGGGUAUUCAACCAUUGGGAGAAUGUAGCCGUGAUACUUGUGGCCGCGGCACAUAGUAUGGCUACGCGAGGAGCGGAGUAUUAUCUCCCGUUUUACUUCCAGUCUGUGAAGGGGGCGAGUCCCACGCGGAGCGGGGUGUUGGUGUUACCUAUGAUGAUUGCCGCGUCGGUGAGUGAUGUUGUUGUUGGGGUGGUUGUGCAUAAGACGGGCCGGUAUCGAGAGGUUAUUUGGUUGGGAAGUGUGGUGUUGACGCUGGGGACGGGGUUGUAUGUUCUGCUUGGUGUGGAUACCUCGCUUGCGGAGAUUAUAGUGUUUCAGGUGGUUGGUGGGGUGGGAUUAUCGUUGUUGUUGUCGACGCCGAUGUUGGCGAUACAGAAUACGGUGAGGCAGGGGGACGUUGCGGUGGCGACGGCGACGUUGGGGUUUGUGAGGAGUAUUGCGACGUCGUUGGCGGUGGUUAUAGGGGGGGUGGUGUUUCAGGAUAGUAUGGCGAUGAGGAAGGGGGGGUUGGUGGAGGCGGGGCUGGAUGCGGAGUUGGUGGGGUUGUUUGGCGGGGAGGAUGCGGCGGCGAAUGUGGAUGUUAUUGGGAGUAUUGGGGAUGUAGGGCAGCAGAGGGCGGUCAGGGAGGCGUAUGCGUGCAGUAUUAGGAAUAUGUUUGUUUUGUAUACUGCGGCUGCGGCGGUGGGGGUGUUGGCGGCGCCGUGGGUGAGGCAGAGGGUUAUGAGUGGGGAGCAUACGGAGACGAAGACGGGGGUGGAGAAUAUGAGGGAGAGGGGGAAGGAGUGA